AUGGCUACCACAACGGCACCACCCAUGCCCAACAUUGGCGGGCUACUGGCACCCAUCUUGCCCGCAUUGCCUCCUGCUUCUAUCUCCAGACAGCCAGCGAUUGGCGUAUUACCGCUGCUUAGCCCGAUUCUCAGGCAAAGGGUCCAACUUCUUUCCGAGUCCAGCACCGAGCCCUGGCUUCGUCUGCUUGCCUACGAUACAGACAAGGCCGCACGACUAAACGAGAUCGUCCAGAGUGGCAGACUAGAGCCGCAUCCUGUAUCGGGCGAGGUCGAGGUGGACUGGGAGUAUGACGCCAAGACCAAGUACAGGCGGCUCGAUCUCGAGACUUUGCAAGCACUCGUUGUGUUAGAGGAACUCGAGUUGUCUUUUCGCCUGAUUUACUGCGUCGGCGACAAGGACGGUGGCGGCGACGGCUGGAGAAUCGGCGAGGUCAGCGUUGUCGACAAGACGUCUCCAUUCGGUGACUUCGGUGGUUAUUCGACCAUCGCCGAGGCUGAGAAGGCACACGCAGACGAGAAGGCCUCAUGGACGACCAGCGCGAAGGCUCCGGCGGCCACCUCCAGCCAGGAGGUUGACGAGGACGAAGACGACGGCUACUGGGACCGGUAUGAUGCGACGCCUGCCCGCACGCCUGCCAACCAAACACCGGCCGUCAAGCGUUCGCCUGCACCUCAAGCAAUGCAGGCGUCGCAGCUGGGCCAGUUCCGAACGGACUCGGCGGAAGAUGCCUACUACGCGCAAUAUGAUUCAGUGCAGCCAGCAAUGGACGCUCACGAUCCUGACGAGGAGGUUGAGGGUUUCGAUGUCGCUCCGCCUUUGGGCCUGGGCGCUGUUGUUAACCAAGACAAUUCCGAGCCGGGCUUCGCCGACACCAACGGCUCUUGGACCAUGGCCGAGCCGCCGCGGUCCCCCUCAAUCCACAGCCAAGACGAGGACCGGGCGGCUGUGCUUCUACACCCGCGUCCGGCCUCGAGCGCAAGCAGCAACGGAAGCCGCAUGGUCGAGAAGCUCGAGGAGACUGCUGAAAAGCAAGGCGCGAAUGAGUUCGGUGUGAAGCAGCAUGUGUCGAGGAGUAUUCACAACCUGUUCCUGCUGGCGCGCUCGUCCGGUAUCGACAGGGAGGAAUUUGAGCGUCUGGUCAAGACCGAGUUGGACGUGCUCGGCAUGAUCGAGGACAACUAG
Colletotrichum karsti is the source of this 1185-nucleotide messenger RNA. RefSeq lists its product as uncharacterized. Lineage: Eukaryota; Fungi; Ascomycota; Sordariomycetes; Glomerellales; Glomerellaceae. The record is from RefSeq and is a predicted model, not a curated record. Bases 1 to 1185 code for a protein of 394 amino acids. The transcript has a single exon.